CCACGUGGGAGGGAGGGGUUGGAGUUAAUAGUUAGAGAAAGGGGAGAUCGUAGGGAACUCGUCCGACUGCGAGAGAAGAAGAAGCGGACAGCCUACGCUUCUCCGGUCCCUCCACCAGGUCUCAGUAUUUUUUUUGGUUAAACAAGUGAAGGCAGACCGGGAGAGGAUGUCGAGUUCCAAGGAAGAAAAAGCUCAGGCAGCAGCCGAAAGGAUCAAGGCUGCAGCUCUGACUGCUGCCAAAGGACUUAGCCGUACCCAAGCUGAACGUGCUGCUGCCGCUGCAGCAAGGAACGUGAAUGCAUACGGGCAGAAGGAAGAAGGUCCGAGCCGAUGGCAGGAGAAAAGGGAAGCAAAAAGGCAGAUGUAUUUGAUGAGUACCGAAAAGGCUGUUAGAUUGGGAGAAAGAAAAGACAAGUCAACUUCCUUUGCUGUGGGAACCUCAGCUGCACAGUGCCAGAAAUGCUUCCAAACUGGGCACUGGACUUACGAGUGCAAGAACGAGAGAGUCUACAUCUCUCGGCCCUCCAGAACCCAGCAACUUAAAAACCCUAAACUCAGAACAAAGCUUUCGAUCUCAUCCGACCUGGAGGAUGGUGAGCCAGAUGCUAAAACCGAGAAAGAAGCUGAGAAGAAUUCCAAGAAGAGCAAGAGAAAACACCGAUCAGACUCUGACUCCGGUAGUGACAGUGAAGCCUCGGUGUUUGAAACUGAUAGCGGGUCAUCAUCAGUUACUGGUUCCAACUCCUCUGGAGAGAGUAGCUCAGAUUACAGCUCAUCUUCAGACUCAGAGGAAGAGCGAAAAAGGAGAAGGAAGAACAAGACGAAGAAGAAGAAGAAGACACAAAAUCACAGAAGGGGAAGGCGCAGAAGAUACAGCUCGUCAUCCGAAUCUUCUGAUUCUGAAACUGCAUCGGACUCGGAUUCUGGUGAUGACAGGAGCAGUAGAAAGAAGAGCAAGAGGCGCAGCCGACGGGAGUGAAAUUGAUCCCAAGAGAUUACAGUACCGUUUCAGCUCUGCAAGAAGACAAUCAUAUAUGGCUUCUUCUUUGAUCUUCUCUGAAACCUUUUACUUAUGUUUGGUCAGUUUAUGCGUUUGGUUUUGUAAUGAACUCUUUUUGGAGUUUUGUUUCUGCAUCUUUUAGGCUUCACUUUCACUUGUGAAAGAAAAAGGGAGCAGUUCCUCAGGUUGAUUGUUUCUUCCUCUUUUGUUUUAAUCAAUGCCUUAUCAACU
Molecule: messenger RNA, 1231 nt
Organism: Tarenaya hassleriana
Lineage: Eukaryota; Viridiplantae; Streptophyta; Magnoliopsida; Brassicales; Cleomaceae
Product: zinc finger CCHC domain-containing protein 10
Exons: 2
Coding region: 167-979 (270 amino acids)
Molecular function (GO): nucleic acid binding; zinc ion binding
Source: RefSeq, a predicted model, not a curated record